CGAAGUCCUUUUUGUUCCUUGUCCAUCUGCCAUUGCGUGCCUUUGUCACAUCUCUGUUUUCCUUCGAUGUUGGUAUUGCUGGGAUGCGAGAACGUUGGAAUAUAGGACUAGGAGAGCAGGUCGUCCCCUUCUGCGCCCUUAUAUGCAUGUAAGGAUUCAUCUAGAUGUGCCAAUCUCCAUGCCCGCGUUCAGAACAUGUAUGUCAAGAUGAGCUAGUGUCUUCGGCGACCAAAAUGUUAUUUAUAGGUCGGAGACCUAUCCUGGAACAGUUCGCCGUGUUGCUAGUUUGUUGUCCUGCGGCCGCCGGACAAGUUCGCUCCACCUCCGUCGUCCCUAGUUCUCUGAACUGCCACCGCUUGACAAAGAUACUGAACAAUUCAAUUGGAACUCACAAAUUCUUCAUGACUGCUAGGAAACAACUUCAAGAUUCUGACACUUAUGGUUUAGUCAAAAAGGUCAACUAUCGAAAAGGAGAUAUUAUAAUGGCGUUAAGGAUUUUGAUGGUUUGGACCGAAUUUUCAAGAGGUGGAAGGAUCGUGGUUAUAAUACCAGUAAUAAAAUGAACUAUGUGGGCUCGACAAUUCUUUGUGGCAGACGGAGAAUCUAAUAUUUCUUUAAAAAUAUGGAAGAUACUGAUGUACUCGUAGAAGAUCACAUAUGCAUGAAGAUGUACUAUAAGUUGUAAAACAUGUGCAUGUGAUUUUUCGUUCAGAUUUGUUUCUGUUGUGAAUAAUGUACUCGGUUGCUCUUACUUUGAGAAGUUAUAAUAUUGAUAUUUAUUUAUUGUAA
Molecule: messenger RNA, 789 nt
Organism: Lolium rigidum
Lineage: Eukaryota; Viridiplantae; Streptophyta; Magnoliopsida; Poales; Poaceae
Exons: 4
Coding region: 165-563 (132 amino acids)
Source: RefSeq, a predicted model, not a curated record